Messenger RNA from Rhodamnia argentea, 1159 nucleotides. RefSeq names its product G-type lectin S-receptor-like serine/threonine-protein kinase LECRK1. The record is from RefSeq and is a predicted model, not a curated record. Bases 30 to 998 code for a protein of 322 amino acids. The transcript is spliced from 2 exons. Gene Ontology annotation, molecular function: ATP binding; protein kinase activity. Gene Ontology annotation, biological process: protein phosphorylation. Lineage: Eukaryota; Viridiplantae; Streptophyta; Magnoliopsida; Myrtales; Myrtaceae.
GCAGCCCCAAGGGCAUAUGCGGGCUUAAUAUGUUCUGUGCGAAUAUGGAUCUGAAUCCUCAGUGCCAGUGUCUUCCAGGAUUCGCAACUGUGAGGGAUGGCAACGACACUGCAGGGUGUGAGAGGAACUUCACUGCAGAAAGCUGCAAGACAAUGGACUCCACGACCAGAUACAACAUUCAACCUGUUCUUAGCACCAUAUGGGAGGACUCAACCUAUUCCACUCUAACAUCGUUGACCAGUGAAGAAUGUGCAGCAGCAUGUCAGCAGGAUUGCAAUUGCGAGGCUGUUACAUACGACGGUCAGUCCUGCAACAAGCAGAGGCUUCCUCUGAGAUUCGGUAGGAGAGUCGUUGGCGGGAACUCAAACUCGGGACUUUACGUCAAGGUAGGUGAUGCUCAAUCUGGUGAAAAGCAAGUCAAUUGGGAUGUGAAGAUGGGAUUAGCACUUCAUAUUGCCAGAGGCCUCCUUUAUCUACAUGAAGAGUGCGAGACGCAGAUUAUUCAUUGCGACGUAAAGCCUCAGAACAUAUUGAUAGAUGACAACUUGCAAGCAAAGAUUUCUGAUUUUGGGCUGUCGAAGCUGCUGAAGCCAGAUCAGACCAACACCACAACAGGGGUAAGAGGUACAAAGGGGUAUGUCGCACCAGAGUGGCACAAGAAUAUGCCGGUGACUGUGAAAGUGGACAUUUACAGCUUUGGGGUCGUGCUGCUGGAGAUCAUCUGUAGCCGAAGGAAUGUGGAUUGGAGCCUUCCUGAAGAGGAAGCUGUCCUCGAGGAAUGGGUUUACUCCUGCUUCCAGGCUGGCGAGCUGGAUAAACUGGUGGAUUAUCAAACUAUAGACAAGAAACAAUUGGAUAGGAUGGUUAAAGUCGCGCUUUGGUGUAUCCUAGAGGAGCCAUCUCUUCGUCCUUCAAUGAGAAAGGUGCUGCUGAUGCUUGAAGGCACGGUUGACGUUCCAAUUCCUCCUUGCCCUACUUCCUUCCUCAGUGUCAUCUAAAUUUUCUUAGGAACUAUGCUUCAUCUCCACCAAAAGCUGCUCAGGUCAGAAAUGAACUCGGUUAUCUGUGAUAUAAGCUUUUCCAGUGUUUCUAGGUUCAUACAUCAACGCGCAUUUUCUGUCUAUCUUUACCAUAGAAAUAUGUUCCCUGUUUGGUCCUA